AUGCCGAAACGGAAGAAUGUCACGCCAGAGGCGCUGGAAAAUAAGCGUGCCAGGCUCGGGGCAGCUGCGAAGUCACUUGAAGAAUACUCUCUGAAGCCGAAUACCCUACGGGAGCGCGAGCGUACUGCCGCCAUGGACGAAGAGAAGAGAGCUCAGGAUCGACACAGAAAGGCUCGCAAUGAAUCGUUCGCACGGUUCAAGAAGGCUCAGAUCAAGCAGUCUAGCGAGUUUAGCGAGCUGAGUAGGGACCGUCAAGCUGCCCUGGUUGAGGAAUGGAGAUCGAUGCAUACAGCAGAAUAUGACCGGAAAGCUGCUAAGAAGCAAGCAGAGACUGAUCCAGCUCUCUCACCCGACGAACAGGCCGAAAUCGAUGAAGCUGACUGGUUCCUUGAGCUUGGAGAUAGUGAAAGCAAAUCAAAGAUAACAUUUCAAAAGGAGGAUCAGGUUGAGUGGGAAUGGGAUACCCUCACCCUUGGUGAACGAUGCGAUAAAGCACUUGGGGGCCUUGGCAACGAAUGCCUUCCUCAAGAAACGAUUCUCAAUCCUUUGUCAUCAAAAGAGAUUGACAAGGAGACAGCGAACUCUGUUGGAACUUUUGCCUUUCAGGCAGCCUCUUCCACUUUUGCGACUGCUCAUAACCAAUGGCAUCGCUCGAUCCGGAAGUUCUGGAACAAACUUGUUGCUCUGGAGAGUCUGGUUCUCCCUGACGAGGCAGCUAUGAAGCAGAUUUCACAAAUUGUCGACAGCGAGACUAAAAAGAUCUGCGUUAGAGAAGUACGACUCCCACUGCCACACGAGAUUUUCAGCCCAAUCGAGCGCGCAGUCUGCCGUAGUAUCCUUGCCUGGGAUGUCGCAGCCCAAAGGGCUUAUUCAAGUGGUCUUCCUGGACCCUCCUGGCUGAUACCAGAAAAUUAUAACUACUCCGCCAAUGGUUUCCUUCCAUCAGUGAGCUUGAAAGGGGAGAAGCACCUCGCGAAGAUGGCAUACAAGCUCUGUGAGAGGGAGAAUACUCUGAGCCGCGAACAGACUCUCUGGCCUGAGAUAAUGGCUGCCCUUAUCGAGUGCAAUGUCAAAGAGUAUAAUGGGAUUACUCUAGAGGCCUUUCUACUCCCACUACUGCGAGAAGAUGAACUAUGCCUAGCAUCUUCGGGAAUCGAGAAGGAGCCUCGCCUGUUUCAAGAAGACGAAGAGGGAUAG
This is a messenger RNA of Sphaerulina musiva SO2202, 1197 nucleotides long. RefSeq lists its product as uncharacterized. The transcript has 4 exons. The coding region runs from base 1 to 1197 and encodes 398 amino acids. Lineage: Eukaryota; Fungi; Ascomycota; Dothideomycetes; Mycosphaerellales; Mycosphaerellaceae. The record is from RefSeq and is a predicted model, not a curated record.